AUGACACUCUCGCUGCAGAUGAAAGAGUUUUUUUACUGUCUCAGUGCAACGGACAAAUACUCCGACUUCGACUCCCGGAAAUCCUUCAACCGCGUGAAUCAGCCGGAAAUCGAAACGUCACUUCUAGGGGCUACUCAUGCCAAUGACUCUACGUCUUCAUUAUCCAAAGCGGCCAAUCUGGCAAGUAGCGAGGAGGGUGUCCAUGAAGUAAGACUUGCAUGGAGACACAUUAAAAAGUGGCUCCACAAACACUCGGAAGAUAUGAAUAAUUCGUUACUGGCGCCUUGCACGGAGGCCGAUAUCAACGAGCUCCAGAAGGACUUGGACUGUGAAUUUCCUGCCUGUCUCAAGGAGUUUCUCCGGUUGACUGACGGGCAGUCGCAGUUUAAUGAAAACGGUUGCUGUGGAUUGUUCUAUGGAUUGAGACUCUUGUCGAUUGACGAAAUUGCAGUCAUGACCGAAAGCUGGAGAAAGGUGCACGAGUCGAUAUUACAAAAUACCGAGUUCAGCGGCCUUCAGAAAUAUGCAGUCAACUCGAGUUUUGCUGACAACAACUUGGGCACGUCUGCGGGGUUCAAGAUGAGACCAUCUGAAAUGAAAGUGAAUCAGAAUGAGUUUCCGGAGCAAUAUUCUGUGCCGCCCCAUACGGUUCAUUCCAUAUACGCGCACUCACAAUGGAUACCAUUGAUCAAUGACGAAACGGGAAACUUCAUUGGGAUAGAUUUAUCACCAGGCGCCUCUGAUUCGUCGGCCAUCCCCGCAGCCAAAUGGGGACAGGUGAUUUUGUUCGGACGCGAUUUCGACAUCAAGUAUAAGAUUGCUGACACUUUUGGUGAUUUUCUUCUUAUAUUUGCCAACGACUUGGAAAAGGGAAACUGGGACUUGCGCAGCUCCAGUGACAACGAAGAUAUGGUCAGCGGGGUUGACGCCGAGCUAGUUUUUGUCGACCACGAGACCAAGAAAGAAUUGCCAUACCUAAAUGUUCUUAAGGACCGUGCCACCACUCUCUGGAUCUCCAGCCUCUCGGCGGAAAAC
Metschnikowia bicuspidata var. bicuspidata NRRL YB-4993 is the source of this 1035-nucleotide messenger RNA. RefSeq names its product Smi1bp (gene SMI1B). Lineage: Eukaryota; Fungi; Ascomycota; Pichiomycetes; Serinales; Metschnikowiaceae. The annotation marks the transcript as partial. The transcript has a single exon. Gene Ontology annotation, cellular component: mating projection tip. The record is from RefSeq and is a predicted model, not a curated record. Gene Ontology annotation, biological process: cell wall biogenesis; regulation of fungal-type cell wall biogenesis.